AUGAAUUCAAAAAUUAAAGGAAUAACGGAUGAUAUAACAUCAAUUCCACCAGAAGAACAGAGAUAUUACGCAUUAAAUGCAUUUCCUAAAGUUUUGAAGAUUGGAAGAUUUAAUUUAAAUGAGGAAUUCAUAGAAGGUUUCCUAAACGACAUAAUGAAGAAGACAGAUAAGGAAUAUGUGGAUAGUGAGUUAAAUAAGAAGGCAAAUUUGGUUUAUGUUGAUGAAAAAGAUAAUGAAAUUAAAGAAAAGGUUGAAUGGUAUCAUGAAUGGACAUUUGAGACUUUUAAAGUUAAAGCUGAUACAGAAUGGGUUUCAGGAUGUUUAGACCUUAAAGCGGAUAAGAACCAUACACAUAACUUCUUCUCAACUGUUGCUAUAGAAAGUAUUGAAGGAACGGUUGACGGAACUGAUGGGGAUGCAUUAUAUUAUAAACCUCCUAACUUUCCACAAGGUUUAACAUCGAAUGAAAACAUAACAACGAUGAAAAAAAUUAGAUGUAAAAAUGUUUAUGUCAUGGAUGAUGAAAAUAAAGUUAAAUUCACUGCUCAAGAUUUA
Molecule: messenger RNA, 555 nt
Organism: Trichomonas vaginalis G3
Lineage: Eukaryota; Parabasalia; Trichomonadida; Trichomonadidae
Exons: 1
Source: RefSeq, a predicted model, not a curated record